Molecule: messenger RNA, 1600 nt
Organism: Salvelinus sp. IW2-2015
Lineage: Eukaryota; Metazoa; Chordata; Actinopteri; Salmoniformes; Salmonidae
Product: gap junction alpha-3 protein-like
Biological process (GO): cell-cell signaling
Cellular component (GO): connexin complex
Molecular function (GO): gap junction channel activity
Source: RefSeq, a predicted model, not a curated record
AACCAACCCCCCCAUUGGACUACUUAGAUGCCACUCAGUCGUAAAGAAACAUCACUUUAGCAGUGGGCCUUAUAAUUCUCAACAGAGAGUGAGUGUUCUCAUCCUAGCUAACUGACACAGUGAAAGAGGGUGCUUACAGAGGUCCUAUUGGUUACUUUUACAGGACACAUUUAUUGGGCGUUAGUAAGGAGAUUCAACAAGAGCUGAAAACUCGUUGAAACCAUUUGGAGACAAGAGCGCUUAACAUUAGCAGUGUAGUGUCAUCACUAUCAAAGGACAUGGCCUUGUCGAGGACAGGAGUACCACAGUGUAGACUGUGAUAGCAACCUAAGUGGAGACGCCACUACUGGAUCUACAAUUUCACUGGAGAUGAGCAUUAUGGGAAGGUUCCUGUUUCAGAUCUCUCUGUAAGACUGAGCCUAUGAGUGAGCCACUAUGGCGGACUGGAACUUGUUGGGCAAGCUUCUGGAGAGUGCCCAGGAGCACUCCACUGUAGUGGGCAAGGUCUGGUUGACCGUGCUCUUCAUCUUCAGGAUCCUGGUGCUCGGAGCUGCAGCUGAGAAAGUGUGGGGUGAUGAGCAGUCUGGCUUCACCUGUGACACCAAGCAGCCUGGUUGUCAGAAUGUCUGCUAUGACAAGACUUUCCCCAUCUCUCAUAUCCGCUUCUGGGUGCUGCAGAUCAUCUUCGUGUCCACGCCCACUCUCAUCUACCUGGGCCACAUCCUGCACCUGGUGCGCAUGGAGGAGAAACAGAAGCAGAAGGAGAAAGACUUGGCUGAGCAACUGGCCAUUCACAAUGAUAAGCAGCAGCUGCUGCCUGACGCCAAACCCAAGAAGCCCCCCGUCCGGGACGACCUGGGCCGCAUCCGCCUGCAGGGGGUCCUGCUGCGCACAUACGUCUUCAACAUCAUCUUCAAAACCCUGUUCGAGGUGGGAUUUAUCAUAGCUCAGUACCUGCUCUAUGGGUUUGAGCUGAAACCUCUGUACACCUGUAACCGCUCACCCUGUCCCAAUGUGGUGAACUGCUACAUCUCCAGGCCCACAGAGAAGACAAUCUUCAUCCUCUUCAUGUUGGCAGUGGCAUGCAUAUCACUGGUGCUGAACAUAGUGGAGAUGUAUCACCUGGGGUUCACCAAGUGCCGCCGGUACAGACACGUCCAGUCCACAUGUGAGACAGGGUCCAAGGCCCCCAGCAAGGCAGUGGUGCCUUCUGUCCCAAACUAUAACUACUUCCCUAGGCACCACCCAGCCCCUGAGCCCUACCAUGCAGACCAGUACAUCAUGAAUGAGCCUGACUCUGCCUACCACCCCUACAACAGCAAAGUGGCUUACAAGCAGAACAGAGACAACCUGGUCGUAGAGAUGAACAGUAAACCAGAAGGGGGUGACACCACAGAAAUGAAAGGCUCCAGUUCUGCUCCAGAGUCGCCUUCAGAGAAACAACGGCGACCCAGUCGAUCCAGCAAGCACAGCAAUAGUAAGACCAGACUAGAUGAUCUGAAGAUCUGAGGGACAGUUAUGGCGCAUUUCCACCACCGGGUUUUAUACAGGUGCUUGGCCUAAAGAUUCAAACUUUUGUGUUUCCACCUUUGAGGGGGGG